Tetrahymena thermophila SB210 is the source of this 567-nucleotide messenger RNA. Its product is annotated as NUDIX hydrolase. Lineage: Eukaryota; Ciliophora; Oligohymenophorea; Hymenostomatida; Tetrahymenidae. The transcript has a single exon. The record is from RefSeq and is a predicted model, not a curated record.
AUGUAGAAUUAAGCAGAAUUAAUCAAUGAAGCAGAUGAAAUAAUUUAGAUUGUUGAUGAAAACAAUAAGCCUGUAGGUGCAGCAACUAGAUAAGAAAUGAGAGACAAAAAGUUAAUUCACAGAGCAACUUUUAUAUUUUUAGAGAAUGCUGCCACAAAAAAAUUGUACGUCCACAAAAGAACAAUGCAUAAAAAGUGGUGCCCCGGAUUUUGGGAUCCUGCUUUUGGAGGUGUUGUCUAAUACGAGGAAUCCUAUGAAUUAAAUGCUUAAAGAGAACUAUUAGAAGAGGCGGGAGUAGAAGAAAAACUGGUCCCUCUUUUUGAAUUCUUUUAUGAUUGUAGACCUGAUGUUUCUGUGUGGGGUAAGGCAUUUUAUACAAAAACGAGAUAGAAUUUGAAAUUACAAGAACUUGAGGUGGAAUAAGCUGUUGAAAUGAGCUGUGAAGAAAUACAAUAAAAAAUAAAGGAAGGGAUGAAUAUAACAUAUGAUGGAAAAAUGUGCUUUGAAAUUUUUAUGUAGAAAUAUAACCAGUAUAAAGAGUUGAUAGACAAAGAAUUACCUUAUUGA